Messenger RNA from Hyaloscypha bicolor E, 1002 nucleotides. RefSeq lists its product as uncharacterized. The coding region runs from base 148 to 675 and encodes 175 amino acids. The transcript has a single exon. The record is from RefSeq and is a predicted model, not a curated record. Lineage: Eukaryota; Fungi; Ascomycota; Leotiomycetes; Helotiales; Hyaloscyphaceae.
CUCUUGAUCAUCAACAAUAAACGACCAACUCGGAAUAUCUUCAUUGCACUCGGUCACUCAUCAACUUUUAAUAACUCUCCCUGAACCGACCACAACGCCACGAUCUCCAAUUGGGCAAGGUGACAAAUCAACUAACAAUCCACCAUCAUGUCCCUCAACCGUCUCGACCCCAAACCCAUGACGGAUCACGACGACUCCACUGCCGUCAUGACACCUCCGGAAACAGUCGCUGACUUCCUAGAAGAAAACGACCCUCUCGGCACCACCAGGCUCAGCUCCUCUUCAGUCCCCUGGCCCGGCUCCACCUUCAUCAUCCGCUCCGUCUCAACCGGGCACGUACUCACGCUGUGCGACGGACAGGUUGUGACGUCUCCGCCAGGCGGCCGUGGCUCCAUCCACUGGGCAUGUGUAGAAACAAAAGGCUGGCUAGGCUUCCGCAAUGUCGUAUCGGGGAGAUUCCUGGGGCAUGAUAACGCAGGGAGACUGCGGUGCACGGCCGAUCGUCAUCAGGAAUGGGAGAAAUUUUGUGUGAGGAUGACGCCAGAUGAAGGAUAUGUCUUGCUCAUGACGCAUUGGGAGAGGCUUUGGCAGGUCGGCAUUACGGUGGAGCGAGGUGUGGAGAGGCUGGCGAAGAUAGGGGAAGCUGGAAUCGUUUGGGAGUUUGUUAAGAUCUAGAUUGAGGUUAGCGACGAUCCUUACUUUUGCAAGAUGACCGCGAGCUUCAGGAAACUCAAGAUGGAGGGAUGAAGGCAUACUGGAUCUCGAGAGAACAAAGUUCACCACAACGCCCUUCGCAAAUAGCCAGUUGCAAACACGACUGUCAAGAGAGUAGUGAGAUAACAAAUUAGGGAGGCUCGCAACAAUUACAACAACCUGCUAAUUCGACAGAUUUCAUGGUCCCAAUUGAUGCAAACGCAACCAGUACUUUGAGAGUUGUGAUCAACUGCAAUCUGAGUAUGAUUUGAGUUAUAGGAGUAUUCAAUUGCCCUCUUUGUGCAAGCA